Messenger RNA from Mugil cephalus (flathead mullet), 5989 nucleotides. It is a transcript of the gene pak4, whose product is annotated as p21 protein (Cdc42/Rac)-activated kinase 4. The record is from RefSeq and is a predicted model, not a curated record. Bases 310 to 2286 code for a protein of 658 amino acids. NCBI's taxonomy places the organism in Eukaryota, Metazoa, Chordata, Actinopteri, Mugiliformes, Mugilidae. Gene Ontology annotation, molecular function: ATP binding; protein serine/threonine kinase activity. The transcript has 11 exons. Gene Ontology annotation, biological process: protein phosphorylation.
UUUGUAUUUACAGCCCAGAGCUACGACACUUUUCUCUCUCGUGUGUGUGUGUGUGUGUGUGCGUGUGUUUUUACGCGGCUGUUCGCCGUCUUUACUCGUUUAUUUAUCUCGGUGUCUUUAACGGAGUUUAAUUUGUCCGCGGAAACAACUUUGUUCCUGCAGAGACUCUGUUUUCUUUUUGUUUCUCCGCCUCGUCCUCUUCGCUCGUUUCCGACAUGCGAUCAGGUGGAUAGUGUGUCGGUGCUGGAUAAAGGGAGUACCUGUGUUUCUGACGUCUGAUGCUCGGCUGCAGCCGCCUCAGCCGCCAUCAUGUUCACCAAGAAGAAGAAGUCUCGCAUCCAGAUCUCGGCUCCAUCGAACUUUGAGCAUCGCGUGCACACGGACUUUGACGAGCAGGAGCAGAAGUUCGUCGGGUUGCCGCGGCAAUGGCAGUCACUGAUCGAAGACACGGCCAAAAGGCCCAAACCCUUCAUCGACGCGACGAUCAUCACUACUGUGGAGCCACGGAAGACGAUCGUUCGUGGCACUAAGCUGGCGGCGGAUGGUUCUCUGACGUGGCUGCUGGAUGAGUUUGACACUAUGUCCGUGACUCGCUCUAACUCCCUGCGGCGAGGCAGCCCCCCCAUCCAGCCCCGCAGGGACUCCAGCUCUUCAGGAGGAGGCCAGGAGAACGGAGAUCCCCACCACAGACACUACUCACACUCAGACAGAGACCGACCCAGACAAGAGGCCCCGGGUGGAGGUGACCCCCGUCAGGCUCAGCGUGGCGUCCGCCCCCCUCACAGAGACGAGGGAGUCCAGAGUCGACCCCAGCAGCAGCCCCGGGGACAAGAGCCCAGCAGGGCCCACAGAGACAAACCGGGCUCUGGUCCUCCCCCCCCUCCCCCUCACAGAGACAGAGAGCAUCGGGACCGGGACCGGGACCAGGACCAGGUGGUUCGUAGAGAUCAGUCCGGGGACCAGAGGCCCAAGUCCAGCUAUGUGGUGCGGGACGGAAGUCCUCAGUCCCCCAGAGACAAGAGGCCUCUCUCAGGACCCAACAUCCGCACCCCAAACCUGCCGGUAACCGAGGGGGUGAUGAAGACAGCGCAGCAGAACACGCGUCCGUUCAAUACCUACCCAAGGACGGACAGCGAGGGAGGACGCAGCCCCACGGGACAGGCGGCUCGACACCAGGAAGCCUCCCCUCAGAACGGCCCCACCCGAGGCUCCUCGGGCUCCAAGCCUCCCGCAAACCACCAGCAGCCUCAUCACAUGUCCCACCCGAGCCUGAACCCCGAGGCCCCCCACCACCCGCACACCCCUCACCCCAGCGUUCCCGCCCCGCGGCCCCCUGCCCCCUCCGGGCCCCCGGCGUCGGGCGCCCAACCUCAGGGCCGCUCGCCCCAGAGGGAACCCCAGAGAGUCUCCCACGAGCAGUUCAGAGCCGCGCUGCAGAUGGUGGUCGACCCCGGCGACCCGCGGACCUACCUGGACCACUACAUCAAGAUAGGGGAGGGGUCCACGGGGAUCGUGUGCAUAGCCACGGUGAAGACGACGGGGAAACUGGUGGCCGUGAAGAAGAUGGACCUGAGGAAGCAGCAGCGUAGGGAACUCCUCUUCAAUGAGGUGGUGAUCAUGCGCGACUAUCACCAUGAGAACGUGGUGGAGAUGUACAACAGUUACCUGGUCGGGGACGAGCUCUGGGUCGUCAUGGAGUUUCUGGAAGGAGGAGCUCUCACUGACAUCGUGACGCACACCAGGAUGAACGAGGAGCAGAUUGCCACCGUGUGUCUGUCUGUCCUGAAGGCGUUGUCCGUCCUCCACACACAAGGUGUGAUCCACAGAGACAUAAAGAGCGACUCCAUCCUCCUCACACAUGACGGACGGGUGAAGCUGUCAGACUUCGGUUUCUGUGCUCAGGUGUCGAAGGAAGUGCAGAGACGGAAGUCUCUGGUUGGGACGCCCUACUGGAUGGCGCCGGAGCUCAUAUCCAGACUGCCCUACGGACCGGAGGUGGAUAUCUGGUCUCUGGGCAUCAUGGUCAUAGAGAUGGUGGACGGGGAGCCGCCUUACUUCAACGAGCCGCCGCUCAAAGCCAUGAAGAUGAUCCGAGACAACCUGCCUCCAAAACUGAAGAACCUGCACAAGGUCUCCCCCAUCCUCAAAGGCUUCCUGGACAGGAUGUUGGUUCGGGACCCGGCUCAGAGGGCGACGGCCAGCGAGCUCCUCAAACACCCCUUCCUGGCGAAGGCCGGCCCUCCGUCCUGCAUCGUCCCCCUGAUGCGGCAGAACCGGAUGAGAUGAGACGAGACGAGACGACGCGCGGCGCUGAGACUUCGCCCGACUCUGGAGGAGAAGAGCGUGCAGGCUCAGGUGGAACAGAAUACUCCUGCACACGGAGGAGGUCACAGGUCACAGGUCACAGGUCACAGGUUCGCGGACGAGAGGAACUGAGCCUCCAGUCGGACCCUGAGAGACGUGUUGAGAGCUGUGAAGCUUUAUCUGGGUGUGCAGGAGUAUUCUCUUUUCUGAUGUGAGUCACUGAACCGUGGGGAGUGAACCCCCCCCACAAAACAAGAGGCAAUAAGUUGGUGUGUGUGUGUGUUUGAGUGUGUGUGUGUGUGUUGCCAUGCUGUUAUAACAGUGUUUCAUGGUGUGUGUGAGUGUGAAUGAGUGGGAGAGAGAGAGAGCUCUCACUUGGAGUCAUGAAGGUGGAGUAAACACAGCAGAGGAGCUACAACUCGCCUGUGAUUUUAACUGAUUUCAUGUAAACGUGUGUUUUAAGUGAAGAGCUUCACCUGGAAACGUUGAGCUCUUUCCCUUUUUGUUCCCGUUUUGUUGGAUUUUACCUGGAUUUUUUUUUUUUUUUUUUGCGUGUGAAAGUGGGAGGUUUGCACACGGGGUCCGAUGCUCUUUAAAGGAGCCCGGGAGCCGGAGCGACGUUUUUAUUAAUCUCACCGUUGGACAAUCUGGAAGCAGGUUUUAUGUUUUUUUUUUUUUCCACUACGGAGACGUCCCUCAAGGACGGACACUGUCCUCUGUCCUCGCCACACCCAGAACUUACUACUGAGAGAGGAAAUGUUUGGACUCUGGAAAUGAGUCGGACAGACUUUUAAUUUUGUAGACAUGACACAAAAAAAAAAAAAAAAAUUGUUAGGUUCCUGUUGUAAAGAAGCAAACGUUACACUAAGUGAAAAGGUAAACACUGGAGUCGUGGAUGAAUCUUUCUCUUAUUUCCUGUGUAAUUACAAUGAACAUAGAGAGAUAUAUCGGUUUGGAUGUUUUACUAUCUCUUAUUUUUGAUUGUUUUUAAUUGUUUCCAGGUUUAUUUUAGAAUGAGAUGUGAUGAUUUUUUUUUUUUUUUUUUAAAGCACUGUUGAUGAGAGAUAGAAGCUGCACUCACCCAGGUGAUCUCAGCAGAUUACACACACACUACACUUUAGUUUUAGACCGGAUAGAACGCAGCCCCUUAAAAAACACUGAGACUAAAUGAGUCGUUGCUUUUAGAAGAGAGGAGGCCUUUUUCCACGCCCUCCGUUAAUGAACUCAGCUCGAUGUGGAGGAUGAAUUAUCAGCUCGUCCCGUUGUCCUGCUACGCCAGCUGUCCAAUUAAUGUUCGGUUAUCAGGUUAACGAAUCCAUCAGGCUGCUGGUAGUUUGAGCUCUAACCCAGAGAUGAGGAAAACUCUACUGUGCAGGAAGGAGGAAGAAAAGUGGAGGUUUAUAUCACUAAUGUACUUUGUGUUUGUUUGUUUGUGUGUGAGUGGAAAUGUGGGAUAGGCCAUUAUUGUAGUGUUUUGUGUGGGAUCAUUAGGCAGACGAGGAAAAUCCACUCGAAAUAAUAGCUGGCUAUAAUAUUCAAACAUUUAUAAUCAGACCUGCAGGAAAAAAAAAAAACAAUGAUACAGCCUCAGCAGCUGAGCAAAAACACCCUGCACAGCUAAGAACAGUUGAGCUGGUUAUUAUACGCCCACUCGCAGAUAAGUGGAGCUUCUUGCUGCACCUUGUAGCAGUGAAGACGACACUGAAGAGAAGGAUGUUUCUCUGGUGUAAGAAGUCCUCCCCUCUCGCAACAUAAAGAGCCUGUAGAUACAUUCGUGCCUCAGUCAAGGCUGUUGUUUCCAUUCCUUCUAUGUCUCCCAGUUCAGAGACGCCUCUCGUCUCCUCAGAGCCCAGAACGCUCUCAGUUUGAAGCUGAAACAACAACAACAACCUGGAGGUUUAUUAGAUGACUCACGUUACGUUGUCCUGCAGAUUUUUUUUUUUACGUGCAUACACCACUACAAGUGUGAGGCCUUGUGCAAAGCGCAGCAGCGACAGUCGGAUGCGGACGUCGUCGUCUCUGGGCAGGAAGUCAGACGCUAGUUGUCUAAUAUUGCUGGUAAUGUCUGCAAAGCGCAGCUGGGAGAGGUUUGAACCGAGGUUCCUGUCUAAUGUUGUGGAGUUGCAGUGUUGUUUGUCACUGUGGUUACUGUUAUGAUGCCGACUCCAUUAUCUGCACCUUAACCUCAGUAGAAAUACUUCCUCUCUGCUGUUUUUGUUUCUCUGGGCUCAAAGUUGAAAAAAAAAAAUGAGAAAAUGGUAGUUUCCAUUUCCGUGAUUAUUUCCAUGCCCAGGCCUUCGCUGUUCCAGUCGCUUGUAGGUUAAUUGUAAACCUGACACUUUUCCCUUCACCCAGUAAAAAAUGUGCAGCAGGAGUUGUGUUCUUUGCCACCGUGCCACUCGCUUGUGCGUCUUUGUUGUGGUUUAAAGAGGGGGAAAAACCUGCAGAAAGAAACGUGUCAAAGUUUAUCGCGUCGGUUGGUGUUUGCUUUAUAACGAGGGGGAAACGGCCGCCGCGCGGAGAGAAAAUCAGUUUGGGCUGUAAAACUUUAUAAUGACACACUUUGAACUCUUCUGUUUUCUGUGAACAGAUCACAGCUUUGAAAAGAUGAACAGAAACUACACAGAUUGAUUAUAGAACACUAACUAAGAUUUCACAUCCUGGUAAACAUCUGUGAGCGGCCUCUCGGUGAUUCCUGCUGUAUUGAUACUGUUAAAAAAAACAACUGGAUCGGACGCAGCUUCAGCAGAGUUUCAGGAUAUUUUGUCAUGAAAGUAGAAUUAUUGGAGGAAACGUUUUCACUCAUUUGACACAGAAAAGCUGAAGCGUACGCUAAUGUUUUAUUUUUGGUCCAAAUAACCAACUCCUCACAGAAUAUUCUCUCUUAUUCUCUGAACUUUAGACUCUUUCUCUGCUGUGUCCUACUUUUCUUUAUCAAUGUGAAAAUCUCCGGAUCUGUUCCCUGCCCUGGUGUGACCGACAUUACGUCGACUCUAACUGUGUUAUGUGUUUGUUUUUUAUUUUUUUAUGGACCACAUCCUACUGCUGUGUUUGUGUACGAGUGUGUCAGGUUUUCAUGCCUUAACAUUUACAACCGUCACCACAUGACGCAUUAUAAGAAACUCCCGCGUAAUCUCAAAGCGUCUCGGAGUAAUUUCGAUGCGUUUAAAGAGUCAUUAACAUUCCUCACUGUCUUCACAUUGCUGAGCAUCGAGGAGUUUCUGGGUUUUAUUUUAUUUUAAGAGGCAGAACUACUGGGGUUCGUUUCUCUGUCGCUUCCAGAGGUUUUCUGUGGAUCUCUUUUUAUAAUUUUUUAUUUUUUUAGUGCCUUUCUUUAGCAUCAUCUUUCCAGACAUUUCCGGGAUCAUUCUGCUUUUGUCUUGCGUCUUUGAAACUCCCUACAGGAUCUGUGGCCUCUGGAUUCUACAGAAAAGUGAAUGAGGUCAUUUCCAGAAACCACUGAGACUGAAAUGAAUUCUCCUUAUCUUCCUCCUCUGAUGGACUCUUCUGAUUCACACUGACUCACCUCGUGUUUAGACUCUGUUGAUGUGAUGUGUCAGAUACACAAGAAACUGAACCUGCACCGUCUUAUUUUUGUAAAUUUCACUGGUAUUGUAAAAACAUAGACUUCACUUUGCAAAUUUUACCUUUUUUUUUUUUUGCAAAUACAAUUUUUGUAAAAGAU